AUGCCGGUUGCAAGCACUGCGAGUGGUUCAAUAAUAAGUGGUUGGCUGCCAAAAUGGCAACUUGCUUUGGCAGUAGGAGCACCGGUAGCACUAGGACUAGGGUAUAUUUAUUAUAAAAAUACAAGUCAAGAAAAAUCGAAAAAUUCUGGAAAAUCAAACGGUGUAGGGACUGAAAAACAAAUAUCCAUUGACGGUGAUACCUUAGCCAAAAGUAUUCAAAAGCCAGAGACUCCAAUAGCCAAGGCUCAGCGAUUCAAGACCCUUGGAAAUCAAGCUUUUGGUGCUGGAAAGUAUGAUGAAGCUAUUUCAUAUUACAAUAAAGCUAUCGAGACCUGUCCGGAUGAUCAACAUGCCGAAUUGGCUAAAAAUUAUCAAAACAGAGCUGCUGCUCAUGAUGCGCUGGAAAAUUAUGAUGCGGUAAAAGAUGAUUGUACAAAAGCACUGGAACUUAAUCCAACAUAUACUAAAGCUUUGUUAAGAAGAGCACGUGUUAUGGAAAAAACCAACGAAUUGGAACUUGCACUUGAAGAUGUUACUGCUGCGUGUAUUCUUGAAAGAUUUAUGAGUCAGUCAACGCUUUUGAUGGCUGACAGAGUAUUAAAAGAAUUGGGAAAACAACACGCUCACGAACAUAUGAAAAAAAGAAGUCUUGUAAUGCCUAGUAAACAUUUUAUAAAGACAUACUUUAGUUCAUUUAAAAGUGAUCCUAUUUUUUCGGAUGACGCUAGUGACAAUGACAAUAAAGAUUUAGCGGAAGUCAUUCAGUUAUUUAAAGAAGAAAAGUAUGACGAUAUAAUUGAAACAUGUACAUCAAAAAUAGAAAGCUGGGAUUCAAAAGACAUUCAAGUUAAAUUGAAAUUACAUCUUCUUCGUGGUACCUUUUAUUUAUUGCUUGGCCAACACGAAGACGCGAUAAAGGAUUUAAACACAGUGAUAAAUAACGAUGAAGCGCCGAAAUCAGUAAAAGUAAAUGCAUUAAUUAAAAAAGCAACUAUGAGUAUGCAGUUGGAAAAUCCAGAUAAAUGUUUCGAGGACUUUGAAGGAGCUCUUGCCAUAGACACCGAGUGUGGUGAUAUUUACCAUCACCGUGGGCAAGUAAACUUGUUGUUGGACAAAGUUAUCGAGGCGACAUAUGAUUCACAGAAAGCAUUGGAUUUGAAUCCAAACUCUGGAAUCGCAUUUGCUCAAAAAUGUUACAUGGAUUACCGAUACGCCGCUAUAUCCCGAUCAACUACAAAAAUUGAUUCUGCGAUUAAAGAAUUUAAACGUGCUUUUGAAUUAUUUCCAGAUUGCUGUGAAUGUUAUACGUUAUAUGCUCAAAUGCUUUGUGAUUCACAAUCUUACGAUAAAGCUGACGAGUACUUUGCUAAGGCUAUUGAAAAAGAUCCAUUAAAUGCAACUAUCCGUGUACAUAGAGGUUUACUUCAAUUACAAUGGACUGGAAAUGUUGAAAAGGCUGUUGAGUACAUCAACAAAGCCCUUGAGUUGGAUAAAAAAUGUGAAUUUGGAUAUGAAACUUUGGGAACAAUUCAAGUUCAACGAGGAAAUUUAAAAGAAGCUAUUGAAUUAUUUGAUAAAGCAUUGGAAUUGGCUCGAACAGCCUUGGAACUUACUCACAUAUUUAGCCUCCAAGACGCUGCGAGGGCUCAACUCAAGGUCAGUGAAAGAUUGGGUGCUAACUCAUUAUUGGGUAUGUCAGGUGUAAUGUCGUAA
Molecule: messenger RNA, 1713 nt
Organism: Cotesia congregata
Lineage: Eukaryota; Metazoa; Arthropoda; Insecta; Hymenoptera; Braconidae
Source: the annotation of a GenBank genome assembly